Molecule: messenger RNA, 2519 nt
Organism: Lepisosteus oculatus (spotted gar)
Lineage: Eukaryota; Metazoa; Chordata; Actinopteri; Semionotiformes; Lepisosteidae
Source: RefSeq, a predicted model, not a curated record
GCCUGCCUGGCGGACAGCCGGACAAAGAAGGAGAAAGAGCUGAACGAGGCCAGCCAGAGCUUGAAGGGGAAGAUGUCCGAGCUGCGGCUGUACUGUGAUCUGCUGAUGGAGCAGGUCCACAAGAUCGAGCACUCUGUCCAGCCUGGGGAGGGAGGCACGCUGCCAGACACACAGACCAUGACGGAUGCGUCCUCCCUGCUGAAGGAGACCUGCAACCAAUUUGUGGGCGUCCUGGAAGACUGCAUGCGCAUCUCCAGUAAGCACAUGGCUCCUGAGCUCUGCCACCUGUCACCUCCGGACUCCCCCGCCAUGAUGGUCUGUCCCAGCCAGCACCAUUCGCGACGGGUGAAGAGGUCAGUGAGCCACACGGGUGUGAUCACGCCAGACAGGCUGGCGAGGGCGAUCAGCCCGCAGCUGGAGACGAGGGACGGCGAGACGGUGAUGAGGAACCUGGAGCAGAUGGCGGCGUGCCGAGCCCAGAGGCGGGCCAUCCUGCGGUCGGACAGCGAAGGCGCAGCGGCCACGCUUCCCGAGGGCCCGGAGGAAGGGUUCUUCGCUGUCAGGGCCGUCCCAGAGGCCCCAGGGAAGGAGAACGGACACUGAUAUCGGGGGGUCCCCCUCCCCCCCCCCCAGCUCUCGGAGCCCUCAGGUUACUGGGCCGUCCUGCUGGGCGUGGUGGGAGGAGGAGAAGGAGGAAGAGGGGAGUGGGCUAGCUUAGGAUACGAGGACCUUUUGACCCAGGACAAAGAACGGGGAGGCGAUCGUCCUUGUUGGGGAGAGCUUGGCACCCCAGUUCCAGGCUCAUCCUAGGGCUGGUGCGAAUGGGGACCUGAGCAGACUGGAAAGGAGUGUGGUUUCAGUGCCUAAUACUGGAGACCACAGCAGCGUUUUUAAAUACUUUGAUCUUAGUAUUAAAAUAUUAAGCACAUGAAGAUGCAAUCAAUACCCUUGUAAUCCUAAGGUACAGCGUAUCACACCCUUCCCUUUCAGAGGGCUUGUUCUGCCUAAAUAUUUUUCUUACACUACACCAGAAAGUCCCUGCUCAAUGAAUCAGAGGUACUGCGUUUUUGUAUGUUUGUCAUUAAUGUCUGUUGUCUGGUGUGCCACGCUCUUUAAUUUACGAGGAGCGCUUACCACUGGAAUGUGGGAGAUCGUGUUAUAUUUGAAAGUGCCACAAGAGGGCAGCAUGACCUUUAUACUGUUCUGUCGUUUUCAUUGGAACAGCCGUUAACAAAUCAAACUUUCUAAUUUAAUACUUUAAUUAAGGAGUCUCCAGCUAAUGUUUCCUUCUUCCCUUGUUCCUGCUUAGAGGAUGCUUUAUACCAGUAGGAUGAUUCAUAGAAACAAUAGGGGCCAGAAAUUCCUUAUAACUUGCUUAGAAUGUUAUAAAAUGAUUUUUUUUUUUUUAAUUGAAGUUUGAGUACACAAGUCAAAGAAUUUAUUCAGUCCCAGUCAUUGUAAGGGCUGGUUUUGCCGAACAGGAGUCAGACUGGUGAAUCACAGUACUAUCCAUCUCGGAUCUCCCGUCUGGAAUAAUUGUUUUUCUGCCAUCCGUAUCGGAUCCGUCCAUCAUCGGUUAUCGCUGGUGAGGGUGAUGGAGCCCCAGAGCACAGGGGAGCAAUGCAGGACUCCACCCUUGAUGGGACACCAGUCUGUCACAGCUUAUUAGAUCCACAGAUGUUAUUUUUAAGUUGGCACGCAGAUAGAAGUGUAUUCAUUAGUUACACUGCAAAAUGACUACAUGGAUAUCGGAUUGCGUGCCCUGUUUCUUUUUUCUGUGUGUAGAAUAGCAAUACAAACUGCAGGGGAGGGUUACUGCAGUGUUAGUCAUCUUCUGCCUAAGACGUGGGAUUGAUUAUGUGAGCAAGACAUGUAGGUCUGAUGGCUUUCCGAGAGACGGGGAAGUAGAUGAUGUGUGAUCUGUUUCGGGUUUUGUGACCUGCAGGCCCUUGUGCGCGAGCACUUGAUGCCAAAGGACAGAAGGGAUUUGAGAGAAUAUUUACAAUGUAUCAGUGUAGGCAAGUGUAUUAACGUGCUGUUCAUUCUUCCAGCCUCUACUGCAUUAUAUCUUAUUGUAGAGUUUGCUCAACGUGAGCAGCCCAGCUCCCAUCAUUGGAUUUUACAGACGCGCCUGCAGUAUGUAAAACCUGACAUGGAGUCGGUGGCUAUGCAUUGGGAGUCUUCAUCUCUGUCCGUGGAGCUUCUGUCCAGCUUCUUUCUGGAUGGCCAAGCCUGCGUCUGGAGGCAGCACGUCGAGGUGGUGCCCGAGUUGUGCUUGGGCGUACUUUCUUUGGGGUGAGGGGUUUGAUUAAGAGUGUUAUUGAAGGAUGUGCCCUGUGUCGCAUGUCCACAUGCGUGUUGAACCCUGAAACGUUCAGCAUGCGUGUUUGCUCUUUGGUCUGUGAGUUUAGAAUGUGUGCCUGAAUGGCGCGUACAUUUCAAUGAAAGUAGCAUUUAUAACGCUAUCCGAUUGUUUUGUAUAUGACGAUAAUAACAUUAAUAAAGUAUAUAUUUUUCAG